CAUUUCAUCGAUUAGGGUUUCUAUUUUGUGUAGUAUCUGUUACCUUCAGAGUCACAAAGCAAUGGAAGCAAUCACGGAGGGAGUGAACAACAUCAACAUCUCCGAUUCUUAUAAGAAGAAUCGCAUUCAGGUUUCCAACACUAAAAAGCCCCUCUUCUUCUACGUUAAUCUCGCCAAGAGGUAUAUGCAACAGCAUAACGAGGUUGAGCUCUCAGCACUAGGAAUGGCUAUUGCCACGGUGGUUACUGUUGCUGAAAUUUUGAAAAAUAAUGGGCUUGCUGUUGAAAAGAAAAUUAUGACAUCAACUGUCGACAUAAAGGAUGAUUCUAGAGGCAGACCUGUCCAAAAGGCCAAGAUUGAAAUAUUACUUGGGAAGACUGCAAACUUUGAUGAGUUGAUGGCUGCUGCCGCCGCUGCUGAAGAUGUUGAAAAUGGAGAUGUUGAAGAGCACACCGCAUGAAGUUCAUUAAAAUUAAUCCUGAAUCGAGUGAAGAUAUGUACUAUUUAAUUGCAGUUUUGUUGUUAGGAGGUAGCGGAGAAGCAUAGAAUUCAUUAUAGACUGACUUGCAAAGUUGAACUACUUAAUUCCUUCAUUUCUUUUCCUUAUAAAAAGAGGCUUUCCGUUU
Molecule: messenger RNA, 626 nt
Organism: Gastrolobium bilobum
Lineage: Eukaryota; Viridiplantae; Streptophyta; Magnoliopsida; Fabales; Fabaceae
Exons: 5
Coding region: 62-460 (132 amino acids)
Cellular component (GO): nucleus
Molecular function (GO): RNA binding
Source: RefSeq, a predicted model, not a curated record